Messenger RNA from Hyla sarda, 2169 nucleotides. Its product is annotated as synaptosomal-associated protein 25-like. Bases 514 to 1125 code for a protein of 203 amino acids. Lineage: Eukaryota; Metazoa; Chordata; Amphibia; Anura; Hylidae. Gene Ontology annotation, biological process: exocytosis; synaptic vesicle priming; synaptic vesicle fusion to presynaptic active zone membrane. The transcript has 8 exons. Gene Ontology annotation, cellular component: SNARE complex; plasma membrane. The record is from RefSeq and is a predicted model, not a curated record. Gene Ontology annotation, molecular function: voltage-gated potassium channel activity; syntaxin-1 binding; SNAP receptor activity.
GAUGGUUCUGAACAUGGCAUACAGCAGCUGGCAUUACUGAUGACAAGCAUGGUGACCCCUGAUUACCAGCCACAGUCUUCACAACCUCUCCAUGGAAACUUGCCGAGAGGAGGAUGAGAAGAAACAAUACAAUAUAAUGACAUCUGUAGGGAGCGCUGCGUUUGCAAUAUUCCUCUCUAAUCUGCCGAAGAUGAUUUCUUCUAAAUAUAAUUUCCCUCCAGCCCACCCCUGGAGUACGAGCAGAUAACUAGCCGGCGUGCUCCGCUGUAUUGUCCUUUCCCGCCCUUUGAGGAGGAUGCUGUUUCCAUGGUAAAGUCAUUAAAAUGUCACCAUGGCAGCCAGCUGCGUUCUGUAAGGUGAGAAUUAUUGGUUGGCGACUUUCCUGCGGUUGCCAAUCACAACCGAUUCCAGAAUCACCCGGGAAACUACUUGGAGCUCACAACUAGAUGAUCCACGCUGGUUGAUACAGUAAUUCAGGAAUACUAUACACCCCCCGGACUGUACAGCCCAAAGAUGGAGAACAGGGGUCAGUACGAUACUGAUUUACAACUGAAGAAGCGCAUGGACCAGGUCACCGAUGAGUCCCUGAAUAUCACACGUCAUAUGGUUCAGCUGGUGGAAGAGAGUAAGGAUGCUGGAAUAAAGAUCCUGGUGAUGCUGGAUGAGCAGGGAGAGCAGCUGGAUCAUGUGGACAAGGGUCUGGACCAAAUAAACCAGGAUAUGAGAGAAGCAGAGAAGAACCUGAAGGAUAUGGGAAAAUGUUGCGGACUGUGUUCCUGUGACAGGCUGACGAACAGCGCUAUAAACAGAUCUGCCUGGGGGAAGUCGAAUGACGGGGUCGUCUCGGCUCAGCCGUCUCAUGUUGCUGAUGAAAGAGAAAGGAUGAUGAUGAGCGGAAGUUAUAUUCGGAGGAUAACAAAGGAUUCUCAAGAAGACGAAAUGGAAGAAAAUCUGAAUCAAGUUGGCAGUAUCGUGGGCAAUCUCCGAAGCAUGGCGCUGGAUAUGGGGAAUGAAAUCGAUAUCCAGAACAAACAAGUUGACAAAAUUAUGGAGAAGGUUGCGGUGAAUCAAGAUCGAAUACAGGAAGCAAAUAAUAAGGCUAAGAAGAUUCUGAAGAGCGUGUAACACACGUAAUACAUUCCUUCAGUAUGUUGGCCAAAACCACCUACUAGAGAAUUCGAGUGCUGUGAGAGUUGUUGUAUCUCAACCUUGUAGGAACAUCUUGAGGCAUGGGCUUUAUAAUGUAGAUGUACUUUUAUUCACCUUACCCUAGAAACACCUUUUUAGACCGUGGUGGGACAAUAAUUCGGUAACGUGGACAAGGGGUUCAGUACAGUGACCCCCCGACCUACGAUGGCCCCGACAUAUGAUGAUUUCAAAAUAUGAUGGCCUCUCAGAGGCCAUCGCAUGUUGAAGGCAGCAACAACAUACGAUGCUUUUGUAUUUCGGGGCCAUCACAUAAACGGCUAUCCGGCAGCGCAGACUGCUUCAGCUGCCGCCAGAUAGCCGUUUAAGGUGCCCCGUGUAAUCCGGUGAUGAUCACUUACAUGUCCCCGGCGCUUCGGACCGUCCUCUUCGGGAUCCCCUGCAUCGCCGUCGCUCUCCAUCGUCGUCAUCACGUCGCCGCGCACGCCAUCCCGUCAUCCAAUAGGAGUAGCGCGCGUAGCGACGUGAUGACGGCGAUAAGGAACGACGAUCCCGGCCAGCAGAGAUGGUCUGGAGCGGCGGGGACACCCUGGGGACACGGCAACAGCAAUGGACGGCGACAUCCAGAGCAGCGGUGACGGUCUGGAGCAGCGGGGACAGGUGAGUAUAACUUUCUAUAUUUAACAUUGCACGGAUCCCUCAACAUAUAUGUUGAGGGACCACUGUAUAUAAUAACCAGAUAUGGAAUUCUACCCAAACCUAAAAAGAGUAUCUAAAAGAGAGUGUGCACCUUACAGCCUGCUCUCAAUCCAAAAAGUGCAAGCCAAUGACUGUCUCCACUCAAGAGCUCCAUCUAAUGUGUUGUUAGGCUUUUCUAACCUGCUUAGGCCCCUACCUUCUCCUAAAUGGCCCUAUGCUUUACCUACAGUGAUUUUUGAGGUUAUAGUUCCUCUUGGGCCCUGGUCUUUAUGGACUUAAAGGGGUACUCCACUGGCCAGCAUUUGGAAGAAAAUGUUCCGAACG